This is a messenger RNA of Panthera uncia (snow leopard), 3273 nucleotides long. RefSeq names its product SH3 domain binding protein 4 (gene SH3BP4). The record is from RefSeq and is a predicted model, not a curated record. Lineage: Eukaryota; Metazoa; Chordata; Mammalia; Carnivora; Felidae. Gene Ontology annotation, cellular component: cytoplasm. Gene Ontology annotation, molecular function: protein binding.
GGAGGCGCGGGCCGAGCGCUCGGGGCACUCUCGGCGGUCCCGGCCGUUCGCCGCCGCCGCGCGGAGAUUCGCGCGGAGAUUCCGCGGAGCCGCGCGCGUCCCCGGCCGGGCUGAGCUCCCAGACCGCGACGAGAGCCGCAGGAGCCCGCGGGGACGCAGUGCGAGCCAGGAAGAAGCACAUCGCCCAGUUGACCCGUGUGCGGCAUGGUUGCCUGAGGAGAGCUUCAGCGAGCGCUGGGAUACCUAGAGGAGGGGAUAUGACACGUUAGCGGUCCCCCCAGGAAGAAAGUUCGAGAUGGCAGCUCAACGGAUCCGAGCGGCCAACUCCGGCGGCCUCCCUCGGUGCAAGUCCGAGGGGACCCUGAUUGACCUGACCGAAGGGUUUUCGGAAGCGAGCUUUAAUGAUGUCAAAGUGCCUUCCCCCAGUGCCUUGCUCGUAGACAAUCCCACACCGUUCGGGAAUGCAAAGGAAGUGAUCGCAAUCAAGGACUACCACCCAGCCAACUUCACCACCCUCAAGUUCUCCAAGGGCGACCACCUCUACGUCCUGGACGCGUCCGGCGGGGAGUGGUGGUACGCCCACAGCACCACGGAGAUGGGCUACAUCCCGUCCUCCUACGUGCAGCCCUUGAACUACCGGGACUCCACCCUGAGCGACAGCGGGGUGAUCGACCAUCUUCCAGACAGCCCAGACGAGGUGGCCAAGGAGCUAGACCUGCUCGGGGAAUGGACAGAGGACAAGGGACCGAGCAAGACCUACAGCAAUAACCCCUUCUGGAACGGGGCCCAGACAAACCCGUUUCUGAACGGGAACGCGCCGGCGAUGCCCAGCUUGGACGAGCUGACCCCCAGAAGCACCGUGGAUUUGCUCCUUUUUGAUACGGGCACGUCUUCGUUCACCGAAUCCAGCUCCGCGACCACCAACAGCGUCGGCAACAUCUUUGACGAGCUGCCGGCCGCAGGCCGCCUCCAGGCCGAGGCGCCGGGCAAGCGGGACAACCCCUUCUUCAGAAGCAAGCGCUCCUACAGCCUGUCGGAGCUCUCCGUCCUCCAGGCCAAGUCCGACGCCCCCGACUCCUCGGGCUUCUUCACGGGCCUGAAAUCCCCGGCCCCGGAGCAGUUCCAGAGCCGGGAGGACUUCCGCGCCGCCUGGCUGAGCCACCGGAAGCUGGCCCGGUCUUGCCACGAUCUGGACCUGCUGGGCCAGAGCCCCGGGUGGGGCCAGACCCAGGCGGUGGAGACGAGCAUUGCGUGCAAGCUGGACAGCUCCGGGGGCGCCGUGCAGCUGCCCGACAGCGGCAUCAGCAUCCACGUGCCCGAGGGCCACGUGGCCCCAGGGGAGACGCAGCAGAUCUCCAUGAAAGCCCUGCUGGACCCCCCGUUGGAGCUCAACAGCGACAGGUGCAGCAGCGUCAGCCCGGUGCUGGAGGUGAAGGUGAGCACCCUGGAGGUGAAAACCUUCAUCAUCGUGGAGAUGAAAGUGUCGGCCGAGGUGAAAAACGACAUCUUUAGCAAAAGCACGGUGGGUCUCCAGUGCCUGAGGAGCGACUUGAAGGAGGGGCCCUAUGUCCCCAUCCCACUCACCUACAGCUAUGGGGACACGGUCCAGGUGCAGCUGGACAACCUGGAGCCCUGUAUGUACCUGGCCGUUGUGGCCCACGGCCCCAACAUUCUCUACCCUUCCACGGUGUGGGACUUCAUCCACAAAAAGAUCACCGUGGGCCUCUACGGGCCCAAACACAUUCACCCAUCCUUCAAGACCGUGGUGACCAUUUUUGGGCACGACUGUGCCCCGAAGACGCUGCUGGUCAGCGAGGUCACCCGCCAGGCCCCCAGCCCUGCCCCCGUGGCCCUGCAGCUCUGGGGUAAGCACCAGUUCGUCUUGUCCAGGCCCCAGGAUCUCCACGUCUGCAUGUUUUCCAACAUGACCAACUACGAGGUCAAGGCCAGCGAGCAGGCCAAGGUGGUGAGGGGGUUCCAGAUGAAGCUGGGCAAGGUGAGCCGCCUCAUCUUCCCCAUCACCUGCCAGAACCCCGGCGAGCUGUCCGACUUCACCCUGCGGGUUCAGGUGAAGGGCGACCAGGAGGCCAUCCUGACGCAGUUUUGCGUGCAGACUCCCCAGCCGCCCCCCAAAAGUGCCAUCAAGCCCUCCGGGCAAAGGCGGUUUCUCAAGAAGAACGAGGUCGGGAAGAUCAUCCUGUCCCCGUUUGCUGCCACCACCAAAUACCCGACCUUUCAGGACCGCCCGGUGUCCAGCCUCAAGUUCGGCAAGUUGCUCAAGACCGUGGUGCGGCAAAGCAAGAACCACUACCUGCUGGAGUACAAGAAGGGGGACAGCGUCGCGCUGCUCAGCGAGGAGAAGAUCCGGCUGAAGGGGCAGCUGUGGACCAAGGAGUGGUACAUCGGCUACCACCAGGGCAAGGUCGGCCUCGUGCACGCCAAGAACGUGCUGGUGGUGGGCAGGGCCCGGCCGAGCCUCCUCUCGGGGCCCGAGCUGAGCACCUCGGUGCUGCUAGAGCAGAUCCUGCGACCCUGUAAGUUCCUCACCUACAUCUACGCCUCGGUCAGGACCUUGCUCAUGGAGAACGUCAGCAGCUGGCGCUCCUUCGCCGAUGCCCUGGGCUACGGCAACCUGCCGCUCACCUUCUUCUGCCGGGCCGAGCUGGACAGUGAGCCCGAGCGGGUGGCGUCCGUUCUGGAAAAGCUCAAGGAGGAUUGUAACAACACGGAGAACAAAGAGCGAAAGUCCUUCCAGAAGGAGCUCGUGAUGGCCUUACUGAAAAUGGACUGCCAGGGCCUGGUGGUCAGACUCAUCCAGGACUUUGUGCUCCUGACCACGGCGGUGGAGGUGGCCCAGCGCUGGAGGGAGCUGGCCGAGAAGCUCGCCAAGGUGUCCAAGCAACAGAUGGAUGCCUACGAGUCUCCCCACCGGGACAGGAACGGGGUCGUGGACAGCGAGGCCAUGUGGAAACCCGCCUAUGACUUUUUACUGACGUGGAGCCACCAGAUCGGGGACAGCUACCGGGACGUCAUCCAGGAGCUGCACCUAGGCCUGGACAAAAUGAAAAACCCCAUCACCAAGCGCUGGAAACACCUCACGGGGACUCUGAUCCUGGUGAACUCCUUGGACAUCCUGAGGGCAGCGGCCUUCAGUCCCGUGGACCACGACGACUUUGUCAUUUGAGCGGGUUCCCUCCCGUCCGCUGCUGCUCUGGGGCAUGCACCCGCCGCCCCCCGUCUGUCCCAGAUGCCCGUGCAGUCACCUGGGGGGAG